AACCCUCCAAGUCCGAUGAAUGAUUAGCGAAAUUGAAAAAGGAAAAAAGAAAAUUAAGGCAUAAAGCAACAGGAGGAGCAGUAUUGAUAAGCAAAAGAAAAGAAAAUCGAGUGUUUCAAUUCGGCGUCGUCGUCUUCUCUUGUAUCGUAUCAGUGUCACAACCUGCUUCUCUGCGAUUUGGCGUUUCCACACGAACGACGCGACCAUGAUUCGUAAUGGGAGCUCAGUUUGUUUGUGAUAAUUUUAUUGUGUCUGUUCUAGGGUUUAGGUGCUGUGUUCAACUUUCAGAAACGAAACCCUAGCCAAUCAGGAAUGGCCUCCUACAGGCCCUUCCCUCCUCCGCCAUCGAGUCAAAUUCAAAACCCUAUCGCAGGUGCGAAUCAUCAGUACAAUAAUCAAAAUUGGGGUGCUUAUGGAGAUCCCUCCACUUCUUCAUUCCCCCCAAUCCCUCCAAAUUCCAAUUACCAACACCAACAUCACCAUGUUCCAUAUGCACCUCCGAAUCCCCAUCAUGCUCACUAUCCUUACCCACCACCUCCUCCUCCGCCGCCGCCGGAGGCUUCAUACCAGCCUCCGCCGCCGCCACCUCCUCCCAUGUAUUAUCCCUCCAACAAUCAGUACAACAACCAGCCCCCUCCUCCGCCGCCUCCUCCCUUGUCGCCGCCGCCUCCACCACCCCCAGUUUCGCCCCCUCCUCCCCCGGCAACUCAGAACAACGAAGAGCGGCGCUUCAAGGAGCCUUCCACGUCUGGGCGGCGUGAAUACGAGCAUUCCAAUCAUGGCAUUGCUCACAAACAGCACAAGCAUCAGCAGCAGCCUCCUUUGCCGGCGAAGAAGAUGAAUGGGCCUCCCGGUCGGCAUGAGACCGACGAAGAGAAGAGGUUGAGGAAGAAGAGGGAGUUUGAGAAGCAGAGGCAAGAGGAAAAGCUUAGGCAGCAGCUCAAGGAGUCCCAGAACACUGUUCUUCAGAAGACUCACUUGUUGUCUUCUGGGAAGGGCCAUGGUAUGGUUGCCGGCUCUCGAAUGGGAGAAAGGAGAUCUACUCCCUUAUUGAGUGCUGAGAGGGUUGAAAAUAGGCUCAAGAAGCCCACAACAUUUUUGUGUAAGCUCAAAUUCCGAAAUGAACUUCCAGAUCCAAGUGCUCAACCUAAGCUUAUGUCCUUCAAGAAAGAUAAAGAUCAAUAUGCAAAAUAUACGAUCACAUCUCUGGAGAAAAUGUACAAACCCAAGCUUUUUGUGGAGCCAGAUCUAGGGAUACCUCUGGACCUGCUUGAUCUCAGUGUUUACAAUCCUCCCAGUGUCAGACCACCUCUUGCUCCAGAAGAUGAAGAUUUGUUGCGAGAUGAUGAAGCUGCCACUCCUAUAAAGAAAGAUGGCAUUAAAAGGAAAGAGAGGCCUACUGAUAAAGGUGUAGCAUGGCUUGUCAAAACCCAAUAUAUAUCUCCUCUAAGCAUGGAAUCAACAAAGCAGUCUUUAACUGAGAAACAAGCCAAGGAGCUGAGAGAGAUGAAGGGUGGCCGCAGUAUUCUGGACAAUCUUAACAAUAGUGAAAGACAAAUCAGGGAAAUUGAAGCAUCGUUUGAAGCAGCUAAGUCUGAUCCUGUCCAUGCAACCAACAAAGAUUUGUAUCCUGUUGAGGUUAUGCCAUUGCUGCCUGAUUUUGAUAGGUAUGAUGAUCAGUAUGUUGUUGCUGCAUUUGAUAAUGCUCCCACAGCUGAUUCAGAAAUGUAUACUAAGUUGGACAAAUCUGUUCGUGAUGCCUUUGAAUCAAAGGCACUUCUGAAAAGCUAUGCUGCAACUACUUCGGAUCCUGAUAAUCUUGAUAAGUUUUUGGCAUAUAUGGCCCCAGCACCAGGAGAGCUGUCGAAGGAUAUAUAUGAUGAAAAUGAAGACGUCUCAUACUCUUGGAUUCGCGAGUAUAAUUGGGAUGUUCGGGGUGACGAUGCAGAUGACCCUACAACAUUCUUAGUUUCAUUUGAUGAGUCAGAAGCUCGUUACUUGCCUCUUCCAACUAAACUUGUUUUAAGAAAAAAGAGGGCUAAAGAGGGAAGAUCGGGUGAUGAUGUUGAGCAAUGUCAUGUACCUUCAAGAGUGACUGUAAGGCGGAGGUCUAGUGUUGCUGCGAUUGAGGUGAAGGAUUCUGGGGUUUAUACAAGUUCAAAGGGCAAUUCCUCAAAGAGAGGUGGUUUAGGAAUGGAUGAUGGUCUCGAACACCGACAUAGAGUUGCACCCGAUCAUGACAACGAUCAGUAUAGUGGAGCGGAAGAUUACAUGUCGGAUUGAUUAUUUGAUAAAUACUGCUGCCUUAAAGCAAAUUGGUCCAACGAAAUGGUGGUUGGACUGGCCACAGAUAGCCGAAUUUGUAGUGGUCUUUGUGCUUCAAUGAAGAAUAACCAAUGACAAAUCCCAUAUUUUUUUUAUGCCCAUUUUAACUUAAUGCACAUACUUUCAGAUUGUAGGCAGCUGUUAAAUCAAUAUAGAUUUUCUUCCCAAUACCAUUAUAUUAGAAAAUAUUGAAAAAUAAUGAAUUGUAAAAAGCAUGUCAGACUAUAUGGAAUCCUGUCAUUGCUGUGAAUUUUUUUCGUGAACAUCUUGUGCUUGUUAAUGAAAUUACUCUGGUCCCGGUUAUCGUUGGCCAUAAUGUUGUGACAUUCUGAUUC
Cajanus cajan (pigeon pea) is the source of this 2660-nucleotide messenger RNA. Lineage: Eukaryota; Viridiplantae; Streptophyta; Magnoliopsida; Fabales; Fabaceae. The record is from RefSeq and is a predicted model, not a curated record.